AUGGACGUAGCACAAAAGAAAAAAUCAAUGGACGUAGCCAUGCUUUCCCAUUCCAUCUCCAACAUCCUACAAUGGAUGAACUCCCUAAAACCCCUUGCAAAUAAGCUAUCAAGAAUUGACAUCAAGCAGCUUGAAAAAGAUAUUAAGCAGAUCAAUGACAAAGUCCAAACACACCACUCCGACAGCCUUCUUUUUCCUCAACCUUGGCUUCAAAAGGUUAAAGAAGUACUCAUCGAUUUGAAUGAUUUGAUGGAGGAUCUCCGACAAAAGGAGAGUACAAGUGUUGGCUUAAAAGUAAAGGAUCGUUUCAAAGCCACGCUCCAAGUGAAGAAAGCCACAGACGAACUCAAACGCUUGCUGAAUGAGGAAGCCACAGACGAACUCAAACGCUUGCUGAACGAGGAAGAUGCAAAGGGAGCAGCAGCAGCAGCAGUUGAUACAGAUGAUAGAAGAAAGUUUGCAUACGAUGACUUUGUAGCUGUUGGAAGAGAAAAUGAGAAGAAAGAAAUUAUAGAUCAACUGCUGAACCUGAAGAGCGCCGAUACGGAUGCUGCUGUUCCUGUUUUUAUUGCUAUUGUUGGUGUUACUGGAAUUGGGAAAACAAAACUUGCUCAUCUCGUUUGUGAGGACGAGCAAGUCAAAGCGAAUUUUGAAUUCGAACAAAUUUCGAUGAAUGGUCUCAUGGGCGAAACCUUGGAUGUUGAAUCCUCACAUCAGAUACCUCACCAUGAGAUACCUACCUGCACCAUGACGACCACCACCAAUGGCAAACCCCGCUUACUUAUUAUAGAUGAUUUGAGAAUUGCGAUUAAUAAGCAUGAUGACCUCGAGAAGUUACAGAAGAAAUUGAUGGAGGUUGCUGGUGGCCGUACCAAUACCGUGAUACUCAUUACCACAUGUAGCAACCAUGUCGCCAACAAUAUUGGUGCUACAUAUGUUUUGAAGUUGCAGGGGCUUAAUCAAAAGGAAUCUUGGUCAUUGUUUCAGCAGAUUUAUGGACCAAUUACUUCAACCAAAAAAGCACAAAGCACCAUCGAACCCGAAUCCAAACCCAAACCUGAGCAGAGCUUGGAGAUCAUGAGGGACUGUGGUGGGGUCCCCCUUUUGAUAGUGAUCGUUGCAAAGGUGAUGACGAAGCAUAGUGGUGUUGGUGGUGAAGAAUGGAUUCGGGAAGCACUAGAAAAGGUGAAGCUUAUCUAUUACGACGAUCUUCCCACUUAUCAGAAAUUAUGCUUUGCAUAUUGUUCAUUGUUUCCAGAAGAUUAUUUGAUUGAUGCAGAGAGAUUGAUUCAACUCUGGACUGGUGAAGGGUUUCUUAUCAAUCCAGAACAACAAUUUGGUCAUGCUUGUUUCGAAGACUUUGUUCCUUUGGUUUUCCAUCAAGCGGAAGAAGAAAGUGACCACCAGAAGUACUGCGGUGUUGUGAGGAACAACAUGAACAACUACUUAUAUAGAAUGAAUCGGUUAAUGCAUAAACUCGCAAGACAAGAAAUUGCUGGUGACGAAAACAUCACCGUGGAUGUGAUGGGGGAGAGAGUUCGUGGCGGGACGCUGCGAGUUUCGUUCAAUUUUGCUUUAGAUCUUUCAUGUGAGAUCCCUGAUUCGGUGUUUCAGACAGCAAAGAAACUAAGGACCAUUCUUUUGCCAUACAACAUUAACAACCCUCGUCUUCCGCACGAGGUAAAGAUGACAACGUCAACUUGUGAUAAGAUCUUCGACACCUUCAAGUACUCGCUACGCGUGUUGGAUCUACAUGACUUGGGGAUCAAGACAGUUCCAAGCUCUAUUGAGGAUGUGAAGUACUUGAGGUAUCUAGAUCUUUCACAUAACAACAUGGAGAAGCUUCCUAGUUGCAUAACAAAUCUUAUCCACUUGCAAACGUUGAAACUGUCUCGAUGUCAUGUCCUCAAAGAAUUGCCAAAAGACAUGGAUGAUUUGAGUUGCCUUAACCAUCUUGACUUAGAUGGAUGCUUGGAUCUAACUCAAAUGCCAAGUGGAAUAAGUAAGCUCACUUCUUUGCAAACAUUGUCACUUUUCGUAGCCAGCAAGAAACAAGUCACGGGAGGACUAAGAUCACUCACAGAUCUUAACAAUCUGAGGGGCCACUUGGAAAUUAUGCAUCUGGAACAAAUCAAGUUCUCUCCAUCAAAAGAAGCUGCUAAAGAUGAUUUUUUGAAAAAUAAACAACACCUUGAGUUCUUGACUCUAAGAUGGGAUCACGAUGAGGAGGACGAAGAAAGCAAUGUCGAGAAAGACAAGAAAUCGCUUGAUUGUCUCCAGCCACAUCCAAAUCUGCAAGUGCUAUUAGUUGUCGGGUACAACGGUCACACAUUGUCUAACUGGCUCGCUUCACUUCAAUGCCUUGUUAAGUUUACCUUGAAUGACUGUCCCAAAUGCGAAUUUCUCCCACCAAUGGAUGAGCUUCCACAUCUCAAGGUUCUCCAACUUCGGAGAUUGGACUCUUUGAAAUUUAUUGCAAAGAACAAUCAAGCUGAUACACCUAUAUUCUUUCCAUCCUUGAAGGAACUAACAAUCUCAGAUUGUCUUAAACUAAAAGGUUGGUGGGAAAAUGACAUAUGGGACAAUGAUAGACCAUCUUUCAGUUGCAUUUCAAAGCUAAAUAUCCAAUACUGUCCUCAAUUAGCUUGCAUGCUGCUCUAUCCCGGUCUUGAUGAUGAGCUCGUUCUGGUGGAGUCGAACGUAAGAUCAAUGAGGGAUACAAUGCAUUAUGCUGACAGUACUGAAAGCACUGAAACAUCUAGUUCACAAUCACAACCCUUCUCGAAAUUGAAGUCCAUGGUAAUUGAGCGCAUUGACCAAUCUCCACCAGAGAGUUGGCUUAAAAACUUCAUUUCACUUGAGGAACUUCACAUUAGAGAUUGUUUUAUUUUGGAGUCUCUACCACAAGGUUUCAAGUUUUUAAGCUCACUCAUAUCACUUUCUAUUGAAAGAUGUGAACAACUUGUUCUGGACAUUGACAAAUCCGCCGGAACUGAAUGGGAUGGUCUGACUGAAUGGGAGGGUCUGAAAAACCUUCAAUCUCUUACAUUAAGGAGUAUUCCAAAACUGAAGUCCCUUCCAUGGGGAGUUGAAAACGUGAAAACUUUGAAAGACUUGAGGAUUUAUGAUUGUCAUGGUUUAACUUCUUUACCAGAAAGUAUAGGUAACCUCACUUCACUUGAAAGACUGGUUCUUUCUGAAUGCAGAAAUUUAGAUUCUCUUCCCAAAGGAAUGGAAAUGCUUCAGUCUCUAAAUACUUUGAUUAUUAUGGAUUGCCCUUUGUUAUUGCCAAGGUGUCAACCAGACACAGGUGAUGAUUGGCCACAAAUUGCUCAUAUCAAAAACAAACUGGUGAAGGAAAAUCCUCAAGACUUCAUGGAUCACUUGUGA
This is a messenger RNA of Medicago truncatula (barrel medic), 3390 nucleotides long. RefSeq names its product putative disease resistance protein RGA4. Gene Ontology annotation, molecular function: ADP binding; protein binding. NCBI's taxonomy places the organism in Eukaryota, Viridiplantae, Streptophyta, Magnoliopsida, Fabales, Fabaceae. The record is from RefSeq and is a predicted model, not a curated record. Bases 1 to 3390 code for a protein of 1129 amino acids. The transcript has a single exon.